Molecule: messenger RNA, 7982 nt
Organism: Ctenopharyngodon idella (grass carp)
Lineage: Eukaryota; Metazoa; Chordata; Actinopteri; Cypriniformes; Xenocyprididae
Gene: sptbn4a
Product: spectrin, beta, non-erythrocytic 4a
Exons: 20
Coding region: 664-4884 (1406 amino acids)
Biological process (GO): actin cytoskeleton organization
Cellular component (GO): cortical actin cytoskeleton; cell junction; cell projection
Molecular function (GO): actin filament binding; phospholipid binding
Source: RefSeq, a predicted model, not a curated record
CUCUGCACUGAGAGAGAGAGACUGCAGCAUGCUGCAUUGCAAUCAUACUAGAGCACAUGAGAAUCUGCCCACAAAAGCACACGUGUGCAUCCAUUCAGCCAUCGGAUCCUCUGCAGCACGAUGUUUGCGAGUGCGUGAGCUCAUUCAGAGAGGGUAACUUGUGUCUUUAGUUGUCUAAAUCUGCUAUCCCCCCCCCCCCCCAACAUCCACGCACAUUGGCGACUCCUCCCACUCCUCCUCCAAACCCCCCAUCCACCCAGGUCGACAGCAGGACGGCGUAGCGAUUCUGGACGCAGCGCUGAAACCAGAGCUUCGCCCUGAAGCGGACGUAUACAGGCAGGCAAAGACACGGCAUUUGGUUCUCGUGUCGCCUGAGGGAUUAUAAUGCAGUGUUUUUUUGCAGGAAUCAGCUGGAGUCAUUGCCACUGAAGAUUCUCUAGGAGACUGAACGCUUUCGGUGGGUGUCUGUCUUGCGUGUGCGUGCGUACCGGUUGUUUUUUCUGAGCCGUUGGACUGACGCACGGAUACUGCAGCAGAACUGCAGGGGCCUGGACGCUAACCUGGAGGACAUGAAGACCCAGUGGAUCUUCCACCCCUGAGCUCCAGACCCCACUGCUGCUGCACAUUCUGCUGAGCUGAGCAGAGCUCCCAGAGGCCAAUAGGAUGCUGACAGCUCGGGAUGGAGCUCGAGAUGAAGCUCAGAAGCUGCACAGGAAAUGGAUGAAGCACCAGGCCUUCAUGGCCGAACUGGCCCGCAACAAAGAAUGGCUUGCCAAGAUCGAACAGGAGGGCGAGGAGCUGAUCCAGGAACAGCCAGAGUUGCGAUCGGUGGUGGAGAUGAAGUUGAAGGAAAUCAGAGAGUGCUGGUCUCACCUGGAAAACACCACAAAAGUCAAGGCCCGCCAGCUCUUUGAAACCCAGAACCACCGCACUACCGACCUGCCUACCAACAACCUUAGUGACCUGGACCAGCAUCUCAACGUCAUACAGGAGCAGCCACCCACACUAGGCUCCGCCCACACCACUCAACCCACCCUCCUUCAGCCCCGCCCCACUUUUAGCCAGCAACUCCAGAGGAUACAAUCGUUGGAAGCCCAAAUGCAGCUCUAUCAUGGCGUUGGUGAAGUCAGGGGCAGCACUGAUCACCGGAGACCAGAAGAAGAAGAGCAAGGAGGUGUGGUGGAGACCCGAAUCGUGCGUCUUAUUGAGCCUCUGAAGGAAAGGAGGCGGAUCCUUCUUGCCUCAAAAGAAAUGCACCAGGUCACCCAGGACCUGGAGGAUGAGAUUUUAUGGAUUCAGGAACGGUUACAUUUGGCCUCAUCUACAGAAUAUGGGACCAAUCUGCAGAGUGUCCAGCAUUUAAUCAAAAACCACGAGGCACUGCAGAUGGAGAUGCAGGCUCGGAGGGGGCGGGUCGAGGAGGUACUGGACAGGGCGGAGGCCGUUGCUGCUCUGAGGACCCCAGAGGUGGAGCUUGUGCGGGAGGGGGCGGGGCAUGUGAGGCAGCUGUGGGAGGUGCUCCAGGUAGAGAUGGAACGUCGCACAGUGAUGCUGGAUGCUGUGAGCCAUGCCCAGCAGUACUAUACCCAGGCAGCGAAGGCGGAGUCUUGGCUCAGUGGACAGAAACUUCAGGUCCUCAAUGAGGAAAAAGGAAACGACGAGGCCAGCACUCUUAGGUUACUGAAAGAGCAGUUGGCCUUAGAUCAAACAGUAGAGAAUUAUGCAGAGACAGUGGGCUCACUGUCCCAGCAGUGCCGUCGCAUGCUUGAGUUGGGACAUCCAGAUAGUGAGCAAAUCACCAAACAGCAGGCUCACAUAGACCGGCUGUAUGUAUCUCUGAAAGACCUGGUGGAACAGAGGAAAACAAAGCUGGAGCAGCAGUACUGGCUGUAUCAGUUGAAGCGAGAAGUGGAGGCGCUGGAGAAAUGGAUCUCUGAGAGGGAGGCUGUCGCCAGCUCCACUGAAUUAGGCCAGGACCUAGAGCAUGUCACGGUUCUGCAGGGCAGCUUUACUCAGUUCUCCUCUGAGACACGUGCAGUGGGUCAGAAACAGAUGGAUUCUGUCAAUAAGAUGGUGAAUGAGAUGAUUGACUGCAGUCACUCUGAUGCCGCCACCAUCGCAGAGUGGAAGGACGGACUGAAUGAGUCCUGGGCGGAUCUUCUGGAGCUGAUGGAGACCAGAGCGCAGAUGCUCGCAGCUUCGUACCAAUUGCACAAGUUCUUCACUGACUGUCAGGAGGUGCUGGUCCAGAUCGAGGGAAAGAUGAGACAGCUGCCAGAGGUGAGGUCCUGUCAGGUGAGCUCGGCCAACCCUGGCACACUGCAGAGACUUCUGCACUCUUUCGAGCAUUCCCUGCAGCUGCUGGUCUCGCAGGUGCGCCAACUGCAAGAAAAUGCAGCUCAGCUGCGUGCAAUUUACGCAGGGGAGAAGGCAGAUGCCAUUUUGUGCCGUGAGCAGGAAGUGAUGCAGGCCUGGAAAGAGCUCCUCGUUGCAUGUGAGGGCAGCCGUGUGCAGGUUACCACAGUAACCGAUAAGAUCCAGUUCUUCGCUGUGGUGCGAGAACUGAGCAUGUGGAUGGAUGGAAUCAUGGGACAGAUUGGCUCGACUGAUGAUGCCAGGGACCUCUCUGUGCUGGAGGGCAUGAUGUCCCAACAUCAGAAUUUGAAGAGUAAGAUAGAUAACAAGAGCAAGAACUUUGUGCAUUGCGUGGAGAUGGGGAAGAUGCUGCUCGCUGCACGCAACCCCGCAGCUGAAGAGGUAAAGGAAAAGCUAGAAUAUGUCAUGGCAAAGCAGAAAGACUUGAAUGACCGAUGGGAACAGCACUGGGAGAAGCUUCAGCAAGCCCAGCAGAGGCUGCAGUCUACCCAGCCGGGAUUGGCAGAGCAAUCCUGGCUCACAAUCAAGGAACCAAUCACUCCAAACACUCGUGAGGCAGGGGGCGGGACAGACGAGGUGGAGGAGCUGAUUCGCCGGCAUGAAGCAUUCAGGAAGGCUGCAGCCACAUGGAAGGACCAUUUCAGCUCAUUACGACAGGCAGAGAAGAUGAAGGAGGAACUGAACAAGCCACCUUCUACCUCUUCUCUCCUCAGUAGGCAGAUGUUCCCUCUCUCCUGUCUUGUGCCCAGCUCCUCUUCCUCAUCCUCGUCCUCCUCUCUUUUCCGUAACCCUCUUCAGGACUCACUUCUGGAGUCCAAGCCCGGGCCGGACCUCAUGCACGCCACAGAACACAUGGUGGCACACACACUUGCUCAGCGGCUUGGGUCCACCCUGAACCCCUACACGCCCGUUAUGAAUGGCUCCUCCUACCACGGGCUAAACCAGCCAUCAGGGGUUGUGGCAGAGGGUCUUUCCUACCAUGGGCUAAAACAACUGGGUGUUUCAGGGUUGGAUAACUCUAGCUAUCAGGGGUUAAACCAAGAAGUUGGUGUCUUGGGGGCGAACAGCUCCAGCUACACUGGACUAAACCAACAAGGUGUUUUAGGAGAGGACGGUUCCAGCUACCAUAGCCUGAACCAUUUAGGUGCUGUGGGGAUGGUAGAGCCCAAAGUAGGAUAUGCUUGGCAGCACCUUAAAGCUGACUGCUUUCAGCCCAAAAUGAACCACAUUCACAAAGCUGUUCCACCUUUACUGGAGGCUCACCGAGCUCAGCUCGCCGGUGGAGGAGCAAGUGUCCCAGCUCCUCCUAUGGGCCUGGACCCCUCCCUGGAGAUGAUCCACAGCCGUUUACAAAGAGACCCCCGUGGGAGCCGCUCUGACCCGCAGAUGGAUCAUCUGCGGCGGGAGAGAGAAUACCGGCUUGGCCGGCAGACCUCCAGCGAGCAGGAGAUCCAGGCGCGACUUAACGAGCUCCCGCUGAUUGUUAGGCAGGAACGCUACCGUCGAAGAAUGGAGAGACAGUCGUCCAGUGAGCAGGAGGGCAGCGGUAGGCAGAGAGUACAGAAACAUGACUCCAGCGAUGCAGAGUCUGGGAAAGAGCCGUCUGACAAGAAACUAUCUGGGGAGAAGCGUUCCACUAUGGCUGAGAUUGUUGAGCAAGUGCAGGAGAGAGAAGCUUGCCAUGCGAAGGGAGAGGCGUACAGACCAUCCAGUAGCCUCUCUGCACCAGUGAGCCGCCUGGAUCGCCCUCGAGCUCGUGACCGCCCCAAACCACGGCGAAGACCUCGUCCAAAAGAACCCGAAGAGCCACGGAGGUCCCGUUCUGCACCUGCUCAGAGCGUCCCAUCCACACCUCAGCCUCCUACCCACACUGUCAAUCACGAGGGCUUCUUGUACAGGAAACACGAAGAGGAGGGGAAAGAAAGAAGCCCAAACAGCAAGUCGUGGGUUAAUCUGUUCUGCGUGCUCAAACAAGGGGAGAUUGGUUUCUACAAGGACGCACGACACAAGACCACACCCUACAACGAUGAGCCACUUCUCAACCUGGCCAUCUGUGAAUUUGACACUACCAACGGAUACAAAAAGAAGAAGAAUGUCUUUAUUCUCAGGACCACUGCUGAAGGGGACUACAUCUUCCUGGCUAAGGACGAGGAGGAUCUGAAAGGUUGGGUCAACAGUAUCAACGCAAGUCUGAAAGAGAUUGAGGAAAUUGCCAAGUGGGAAAAAGCCACAAACUCCUCAACUGACCCUGAUAAAUCAGAGCGCAAGGAACGUUCUGAAGGGGCGGAGCCAUUGGAGGGGGCGGAGAGAUCAGAGAGGUCAGAGAAGUCUGAGCGUUCAGACCGAUCAGAUAAAAUAGAGGCAUCGGACAAAAGCUCAGAAAAGAGGGACGCAUCUGAGAAGGAGAGAGGAGAUAGAGGUGAAAGGGGAGAGAGAGAGAGGGGCGAAGGAGGAGACCGGGGUUCCAGGGGUUCCAGGGGUUCCAGCACUUCGGGAAAAAGCAAAUGACUCAUCUCUCGACACGUUUAUUUACUCAUCCAUCCCUCCAUCUUUCCAGAGAGAAGACAGGACUUGCAUUUCUCUGUCUCUGUCGCUCUGUUUGUCCUGACAGCCUGAUUUCAGGACAGAUGUAAUUGAAUAUGUUUCUUGAAUGUGUCGAUGUGUGUCUGUGUGCGUGUGCCAAUGUGUUGAAGAGAACGUCUGUGAAAGAAUCAGUAUAUGAACGUAUCCCAGCAUCAGAGGGCCCGUUCAGCCGCCCUGCUCGACUCUCACAGAAAAGGCACUUUAGAUUAUUGAGGAUGACUAUAGCCCUUAAUAUUUUAGAAGCGUUUUCUUGAAGCAAUAUACUGUAUGUAGUAACCGAUGGCGCUUGUUUUAGCUGCUCUGCUCUUCCAAGCGAGUGCGAGAGAGAGAGAAGUGACAGAGAGGACUUUCCGAGAGAGAAAUCUGGUGCGGUAGUAGGGACAGUGUUCCUCCUGAUCGACAUCCUUACACAGCCCAACACAUGCAUACGCACAUGCACAGUGCAUCAUGGGAAAAUGUUCGGUAUGGAACACCAUUCUCUCACCUGAGGCCGCACACGUCUUCCACCUGCUGCUCAUAGUAAUGGUUUUAAUCAUGUGAGAUGCUUCACAGUGCUGAGGUGAGUGUGAUUCGGUCCAAAGUAUACUCGAAGAAGUCUCAAUCACAAUACGUGAACAUAAUGUGGCAGUGUGUGUGUGUGUGUGUGUGUGUGAAUACAGCUCCAUCCAGAAAGAGCUCAAAUGUACUAUGUAUAAUCUCAUUGAUCGUAUUUAUUAGGUUAUCGUGAUUCGAAUUUAAAGUGCAAGGUUAUUCUUCCCUGAACUAAGAGGAAGUACGAUCACCCCCCGUAUGUGUACAAAUAUGCUGCUUUUUAUCAUCUCUGCCCCCUUACAUCACUCUUUGAUUGUAAAAUUAGUACACAUAAAAUAGGGUGUCUGUGACUUUGUCAUGCUAUAAAGAAAAAGAUUGUAUAUAUAUAUAUUUGUAUAUAUACUAGUAAACGAGAUUUACUUCUAUGAACUGCAGCGUCUAAUUACAAAAAAAAUAUAUCAUUUUUAUCAACUUCUGAAAAUGUAACAAGUUAAAAGUUGUUUUAAAGUCCCCCUGGCUGAAUUUAGGUGGUAAACAUGCGCGUUAGCCGCCGUUUCCAAGAUCUCUUGCAUAUGGAAAGCAACUUUUACUGUUUACGGUUUGUUUUUUGGGCCAGGGAGAAAGAUCAGGAUCCUUGUAAAAAAAAAAAAGAAAUCACCAUUAAAAUACUUUUGUGUUUAAUUUAGAUGUUAAGAGAACUGUUUCCUGACAGCAGUUGCAAUUAAUAUUGACAAAGACAAUGACUUUCCCCCUAAAAUAGUUGAAAUAUAUAUGUGCAAAUUAUAUUUACACAGAUAUGAUACAAACAAAAAUAUCAUAGUAAACAAGAAUCGUUAAUAAACAUUACAAUUUGUCUGUUUUUAAGGUGUUUUUUUCCACUUGUUUGUACUGAUGGUCCUAUACAGCUUUAUUUUACGUUGUAAAUCAUUUUGGUGAGGUCAAGCUUUUCCUCUCUGGCUCUGUUUUCACCACAAAAAUUUUAUCUUCUGAGUUUAAACUCUGACUGGCCUCAUUGUCUAUGCAACAGCAUCAUAUUCAAACUAAGACCAAUGUCUGAACUUGACAUUAGACCUUGUAGAAACUAGCCCUGUGAAUCUAAAUCUGUGAAUAAUCACAUUCAUUAUAAUCUAACACUGUCAACAAACUUCUGCUUGGAAGAUAAAAAACAUUAGGACUCGUCUGAUGGGUUUUUUGUGACAGUUUUUUCUCACUGUGGGUGCCUUAUGAAUGCAUGUAAUAAGCAGAUGCAGGCACUUCAUCCAGUAUUACAUUCAGUAUGUUUCAGAUAAAACUUGCAUUUAUGAAUUCAAUUAGUUUUGAUCACAGAAAGCAUUUCUUACAGACGCUUGACCCCGAUCAGCUCCAGUUAAACAUGCAAAUAUUGACCUGCAUGUUGGCUGCUGAGCUGAUUAUGUGCAUUUGCUUUCAGAAGUAGUUAGUUCCUACGGUCACAUGACACAAAACAGCCCCUUAUGACAGCCAAAAACAGUCACACACCCUCUGGACUGGCUUAGACUUGGUAUGGGUCAAAUCUGGAUGUCUUUGAUUAUAAUGUCAUAGAAACUGCAUAAAUGGGGUCUAAACUUGUUUUGCACUAUGUAUCUGUGUUUGAUAAAUGUGAUUGAAUGAAUGUCUGUUACCAAAAUGUUGCUCUGUAUGUCUCUCUCUUAUCUUUGCUGAAGCAAAUUCACUCCUGACAACCAGUCAACCAAGUCCCCCUCUCAAAGCAUAGCCACAAAAAAAAAAAGGCAAGCCAAAAAAUUUAAACUCAUCUGACUUCACUUUCAUACUCUUGUACAUAUGCAACAUUUGUUUCAGAGUGACAUUGACUAUGGUCUACCUGCAAAAAGCACAAUUUCUCCCCAAACAACAAUCUGGAGUAUUAAAAAAGACACUGGGAAGCACUACACCAUGAUCCCUGCAUUUCCUAAAGCUGCCACAUAUGGUCAGUGUUGCGAUUUCACUGCAGUGCUAAAAUAACUUUUUUUUAAAUAACUGAACUCUUCGAUUAACCCAGAAAUGUUGAUAGACAGAGUCACUACACUGCAUAUGUGUAAGUAAUUUUUAGACCAUGUGGUCAGUUUUUGGUUUGCUAAACCUUCCUUUGUUUCUUUAGCAGUGCCACUCACUUAUCUCCCCAGCUUGACCUCACCAGCAAGUCUUUAUAUUUUAAUUCAUUUCUGAAAGAAUGAAAAAAAAAAAAAAAAAAGCCCUAAAAUAGACAGUGUGGGUUGCCCUUCUUUAUUCAAAGUUCACACAUUACAUCAAAGAAAAACACUAUUAAGUUGCAUGAAAGAGAAUAUAGAGGUGAUUUCUAUGCAACAGCUGUGCAUGUUUAUCAAAAGGGUUUCAAUCUUCAGCAAAGCACUGGGUUUGGAUGAUGAUAGAGAAAUGAGUGGAAUGAGCAGAUCACUUGUAUAGCUGAAAUUAAACAUUAAAUAAUUUAUGUACUGAUAUCUGCACUACUUCAUAAAUACAGGUUGUAUAUAUCA